UUGAUUAAAACUGUUAACUAGAGAUGGUAUUAACAUUGAUCGAACAUUCAGUGUGUCUAUACUCUUGGAGAUGGCGCACCGCUUUACCAAUUCUUACUAAGGGGUGCAAUGUAGGUAGUAGGUUCAUAAAGUGAGUGUGAGGGACAUGAAGGGUGGUCGACAGCAACGCCAGAAGUAUCGCCUACUUAGUCGACAUAAUUUUUUGCGGUAAAAGAAAGUUGUCCUCUUAAUUGGGACAUCAUGUCAGGCGGCGAGGGGUCUUCCGCUAAUAACGUCCCAAUCAAUUCUAACGAUGAAACUGAUAAAACUAAUGAUGACUUAAAUUGUGACAAACAUAGAACAACAAUGACAAUAAUGGGUGACGGAACCAGGCGAAGAAAGGUCAUGCAUGCGGCAAAGGAGACCCUUGAUAAGGCAUCUCGAUUAUUAAGGAAAAAAGUACCAUGUACAGGUCACUUGAUGACCCCCCGCCGUCUAUGGAUUCAAAAGGUUCCAACCCAGGAAUGCGACGUCGUUAUUAUGUUUCCAAGUGGAGCAAGCGAUGAAACUUUAACUUGGCUUCUGGGUAGACUGCGAACAGGAUCUCCAGGAUUAGUUGUACAUGUUCGCCACCUAGCAUCGUCCGAUAGUUAUGGAUUUUAUUUAACUGCCCCAUUUCCUGUUCUCCUAAAAGCUGCAGAAGAAAUUCACCUUCCAAAGCCCUUGAGACAAGAAUUUGGUGGUGGUUUAAAAGAAUUCGUAGGUUCAAUGGUAUCAUGCUUUGAAAACAGCAGCGAUGAAUUGCAGUUCUUCACUACGCAGGAAAGACAGUCACUCCUUUUACACAUUCUGCAAUCUCUCCGAGCCACUUCAAAAGAUAGUUGUAAUGUGCCUGCUCUAAAGCUGGUUGAAGGGCAGGCUAUAAUUCCGAAAUGUCUAUCGAUGGGAAUAAUUUCACAGGUAUUUCCGCUUCAUGAGCUGCCCGCCUUGGAAAAAUUGCAAAAAACGUGGGUCCAGGCCUUCAUGAGUCCUCAACCUUUAGAUGAUAUUUGUAAAUAUUUUGGAGUAAAAAUUACAAUGUAUUUUGCAUGGCUAGGACACUACACUACCGCACUAAUUGUUCCAGCAGCAGUGGGUGUCAUAUAUUGGGUCGGCAUCAUUGGUAGGAAUCAAGCGGUGGAAGAUGUAGCGUAUGUCCUAUUUUCAAUUUUUAAUGUAAUUUGGGCUACCGUCUACUUAGAGGCUUGGAAGAGAAGAGGAGCAGAGCUAGCAUACAGAUGGGGUACACUAGAUCAAAGGGAUGAUUUGCUAAUAGAACCAAGACCUUUAUUUAGGGGCACCUUAUCAAUUUCACCAGUGACAGGGAGAUUGGAACCAACGUAUCCAAGGUGGAAAAGAAACAUUUUUCGUUAUUUCAUCAGCGUUCCUAUCGUUGCCAUCUGCUUGUUCGUCGUUUUCAUUAUAAUGAUACUCAGUUUUCAAAUACAGGUAAAAAAUAUUUUUAUUUUAAAGAAUUAUAUUUUAAAUGAAACUAUUAACAGAUUCUAUAACAGAGAUCAAUUACCGUUUCAGGACUGGUGGGAUAAAAAAUUGGGAACUUCAGGAUACUGCUUUUGGCUGAGCUAUGUUCCAAAGGUUUUACUUGCAAUUGUGAUAGCUCUCAUGGAUGAGGCAUACUUUAAAGUCGCUGUUUGGCUGAAUGAUAUAGAAAACUAUCGUCUUGACUCGGAGUACGAAAAUCAUCUGAUCUACAAAGUCGCACUGUUUCAGUUUGUGAACUCCUUCCUGUCCUUAUUCUACAUCGCUUUUUAUAUACAAGAUCAGGAAAAACUUAAGGAGCAAUUGGCUGCUCUCUUAAUAGCUCGACAAAUAAUUGGAAAUUUAAAGGAAUCGGCAAUACCUUAUUUGAUAGAACAGCUACGUUUAGCUCGUAUGAGUUUUAAGAUGUUUGGAGCAUUAAGCCCUACUGAUACUAAAGAGUCUCUUGUAAAAGAAUCAGAAGAAGAUCAUCAAAUUUCUCCUAAUGAUGAAACAGACGAGAAGGAGAAAAAGGAACUCAGGAAAGGAAAGCAACCUAGAAACGUUUGCCAAGCAGAACUGGAGAGUUCUCUCUACAGAUAUGAUGGCGCAUUUUCAGAACACUUGGAGAUGCUGUCACAACUUGGAUAUGUUUGUCUCUUUUCUUCAGCGUUUCCACUGGCUGCUCUAGCAGCAUUAUUAGGAAAUCUUUUAGAACUUAGAGGAGAUGCUUUUAAAUUGUGUUUUGUUCUUCAACGUCCGUUUGGUCGCAGAGUUCCAAAUAUUGGAACAUGGCAAAACGCUAUGGAAGCAAUGAGCCUUAUUGCAAUUUUGGUCAAUUGUGGAUUAAUUAGUUUAAGCGGUCAAGUACAACGAAUGUUUCCGGAAAUGUCAGCUACUCAAACAAUACUUUUAAUAGUGGCAUUAGAACACAUCAUGAUAGCAAUCAGAUUUAUAAUUAUUUCUGCCGUUCCUGAUAUUCCAAGUUGGGUAGCAACAGAAAUGGCAAAAGUUGAAUUUUUAAGAAGAGAGGCAGCUCAGAAGCUUUCCUCAACACCAUCAUCUGAUCAUAAUUCGCCAACAGUUAUAGGAAGAUUCGUAGUGAGUCCAACAGGAGAUAAUGGUGAAGAAAAAUUCGAACUUAAUGUAAAUGAGUCUGAAGACUUAAAUACUAAAGUUAAGACAGAAAGAGGUACACCAGAUGAUCAGGCUGCCAAUAUUCUGAGUGAUUUUAGAAUUUCAAAGACAACUCCUACAGCUCCUGUAAAUAAUGAUGGCGGCAGUGAUUCCAGCACUUCUUUCAUUUUAAAUAACAAUUCUUCUAGUUCUCAAGACCUACAUACUCUACCAAGAGGUUCUAUCCCUGGAGGAGAAAAAGGUAGAAGACCAAGUGAAUGGUUAAAAACUGAGCCUGAAUCAUCGUGCAGUGAUGAGAAUUUCCGACAUCAUGUGACAAUUGGCCCUCAUGGAGGCAUUGAUUGGAUACGUAAGUUGGGGUUGGAAUCAACUGGAAGAAAAUCUAGCGAUUCCGAAAUAAAUGAGACAAAAACACGAAGAGGCAAUGCAGAUGAGUUAUUGUUGUACAAGUCUACAGACUGUAUUGUUUCUAAAGAUUUCGGUUCUUCUUCAGACAGUGAUCUACGCUCUGCACUGCCAUGGUCUUUAACACAUCGAAGUAAGAAAAUUAAAGUAUCACCUGACAAAGAUACAGCGAAAGAAACUGCUAAUAAAAGUCAUCAACAACAUUAUCAGCAUCAAGAACAUCAACCCCAUCAUCAGACAAAAGAAUUAAGUACACAUCAUCACUAUUCUUACGGGGAAAAAGAGUCAGCAGGAGUUUCAGAUUCUAGUAAAACAGUAUCUAAUCAAGAGGAAGAAAAAUCAGCGAAAGAAGAAAAAGAAGCGAAGAAGACACGAGUUAAGCAAAGUUUGAUGAAACGGGCUAGGUCAGUGGCAAUAUUCUCAUUAAAAUUAAAAGAAAGAAGAGCUAGGGAAGCUGAGGUGAAGGCUAAAGAAGUAGAAAAAGAAGCCAGGUGGCAACAACCCCAAUCGUUAGGGGUUGGUGGUGAACUCUCAUGUAUUCCAAUAGAAAAACUUAUUUCUGUAGAUGAUAUUGCCGCCAUGGAUGUCCGCAGAAUGAAUCACUAGUCAAUUACAAGCUUUCUUUAAUUUCUGUUAACAAGUAGGAAAUUUUAAAUUUAAUAAAAAAUAAAAAGGCGACGAUAGAAAAUUGAGUGAAAUGUACAAUAUCCUAAAUGAAAAUUCAAUAUCGCCAACUCAGCUAAUUUUAGGACAUCCAAUAAAUGAUUAGGUUAAAUUAUUUUUUAUAAUCAAAUAAUCAAUUACUUAUAUUUAUAAUUUUAUAAUCUUUUUUAUAACCUUACUUAAGUUUGUGGUAUAUAAUCCCUUGCUGCUUAACUGGACAGAUAAAUUGUUAUUUACUGCAUAAUAUUCAUGGUAAGGAAACCAUUUGUCAAGCUACAAAGGUUCUUUUUGCCUGCAAGUAGUGAAAAAUAUUUAUAAUUUUUAUCAUGUGAUGCAAAUGUAAAACAAUGAACUGGGUUAUAUUUUACAUCCACUAUUUUAUUGUCAAUAUAAUAUAUUUCUACUUAUUUACUAUCGCAAGUCAAUAACUAAAACAGCCUUCAAACCUUAUAAAAAUAUUUCUAUAUUUAAAGGAAUAAAAUGGUUCUGUUGUAUAUCGUAUGCCAAACAUUUUUUUAUCUUAAUAAUUUUUCUACAUUUUGCAAAAGUUAAUAUUCUAAAACGAAGAACAGUAUGACUGAUUUUGUUGAAUUUCGGCACUGAAUUUUCAAAAAUAAGGGAUUGAGUUCUAGGGUUAGCCAAGUUGACGAUAUGGAUUUGAAUCUGAUUUCAAAGAUUCGGAUUACAUGGAGAAAGUCUUGAACUCAUGUGAGCAAAAUAAUCAUGCUUGCGAAAUGCGUGUAUUGGUUAAAAUGACGAACAGAAACUGGAUUAAAAUUGGUUCUUACCUGUUUCUGUUGGCUAUAAGAAUCAUAUAAUUAUGCUAAAACAAGUUGAAUUAACUAAAAAGGAAAUAAAAGUAAAAGUAAUUUAAAAGUGUCUACUAGAAAAACUCAAUACAUUGACAUUUUCUGAACAUGAGCAAUCAAACUAAAACAGCUUGUAUAAAUUAUAAAAUUUAAAAAUUUGUAUAUCUAGAACAUAAACUUAACUAUCUUCGAAGCUAAAAAGAAAUGUUGCUUAAAGAAUUAAAGUAUUUCUUUUUAAUUUCAUUUCUUGUUUAGCACGUUGCUAUUCAAGCAAAUUGAGCCCGUUAAUAUUUCUAAAAUCAUUUAAAGUAAAGUCUGACAGAUAGAAAAUGAACUGAUAAGCACAAAAUAAUGAGCAAGUGUAGAAAUGAAAAUCUAACAUAUGCCGGGAAAAAGCGAAUAUGAAGCAUGCAUCUAAGUCGUUACCGGUUUCUGUUUAACAUUUUAAGCAGUGUUGACCCGCACAUCAUUCUGAUAAUUUCUAUUAUCAAAAAUUUUAAGAUAAAAAACAAUUUCAGUGAUAUAAAAUUAUUAAUUUCAUUUUGUCUACUUUAUUUUAUUAAGUCAUGUGAAAGAAAUUGACGAACAAGUAUGUAAAUUAAAAAAAAUCGUAAAAUAUCUGUAAUUCACGAAACUAUAAUUUUUUACAUAAUAUGAAAACAGUUUGCAAAAUAUUAAUUGUUAGACCAAUGUGUGGGACAACACAUUAAACUACACAAGAAUUAUGCGUGGCUUCCACACGAGGCGCAUUUUUUGUAAGUAAAAUAAGAUAAUGAAAUUUUUACUUAGUAAAGUAAAUGAAUACAAAA
This is a messenger RNA of Leptopilina heterotoma, 5320 nucleotides long. It is a transcript of the gene wwk, whose product is annotated as anoctamin-8. The record is from RefSeq and is a predicted model, not a curated record. The transcript is spliced from 15 exons. Gene Ontology annotation, molecular function: chloride channel activity. Gene Ontology annotation, biological process: chloride transmembrane transport. Lineage: Eukaryota; Metazoa; Arthropoda; Insecta; Hymenoptera; Figitidae. Bases 241 to 3645 code for a protein of 1134 amino acids. Gene Ontology annotation, cellular component: plasma membrane.